Messenger RNA from Monomorium pharaonis (pharaoh ant), 1152 nucleotides. RefSeq names its product alpha-ketoglutarate-dependent dioxygenase alkB homolog 4. Bases 124 to 1026 code for a protein of 300 amino acids. The transcript has 5 exons. The record is from RefSeq and is a predicted model, not a curated record. Gene Ontology annotation, biological process: oxidative demethylation. Gene Ontology annotation, molecular function: demethylase activity; oxidoreductase activity. Lineage: Eukaryota; Metazoa; Arthropoda; Insecta; Hymenoptera; Formicidae.
CGGUGUCGCGGACAUCGGCGAACACUAUACAUACUACUGUUUCUGUCACAUCUGUAGCUUGCGUUGUGAAUUCGCUAGUGUUUUUGCGUGUUUUUGCUUAUAUCGAAAAAUAAAGGGAACGCAAUGGAGACCGUGCGACCAUGCGGCUGCAAAGGGAUACGUUCUUGUUUGAUUUGUGAGACAGAAUACGAGAUCUCGAAGCCAGAUCUGAAGAAUGAAUUACAGAAAUACAAAAGUUACAUUUAUUGUCCAUAUUGUGAUAAAUUGUCACCUGGAUGGGAUAUAGACGAAUAUAAGAAACAUCCUUAUCAUGGUGGAAACUUAAUUGCUUAUCCUGGUGUUUACAUCAAGCUAGAUUUUUUAAAGAAAGAUGAAGCUGAAGUGCUCAUGAAAGCACUUGAUGAUCUCCCUUGGGAAGCUUCACAAAGCGGUAGAAGAAAACAGAAUUUUGGACCAAAGUGUAACUUCAAAAAGCGAAAAUUACAAUUAGGAUCAUUUAAUGGUUUUCCUAAAACAACACGAUUUGUACAGGAGAAAUUUAAGGAAAUCCCGUUGUUACAUGAUUUUAAAACUGUCGAGCAGUGUUCCCUGGAGUAUGAUCCUGAACGAGGCGCUUCUAUCGAUCCCCACAUAGACGAUUGUUGGAUCUGGGGAGAACGUAUAGUAACCGUGAACGUUCUUGGCGAUUCCGUUUUGACUAUUACUCCUUAUAAUGGUCCGAUAACGCGAUACAAUUUAGACUGCGUUUCACUUUAUGAUUCCAUUCUAGGAAAAGACAUGUGCAGUGAAACACAACCUUUAGAUAUUGACGAUAACAUGGUAAUACGAUUGCCGAUGCCUGCCAAAUCACUUAUGGUUCUAUAUGGUCCAGCAAGGUACAAGUGGGAACAUUCUGUGCUUCGGCAGGAUGUCACAUCAAGACGCAUCUGUCUUGCCUAUCGUGAACUAACGCCUCCUUAUCUCGAAAAUGGAGAACAUCGAGAGAAAGCCUCUGAGAUUUUGAAGCAAGCUUCACUCUUCUGGUGAUGUUAAUAUGAAACACAUUUUAAUAAUUAUCGCAUUUAUUUAUAAAAAAAUAGAUACUUCUUAAAGUUAUAUGUAUUUGACAUGUAAAUACUAUUUUAAUAGAAUAAAGAUAUUUUAUUCUUAUUA